AUGCAUAACUCUUUGGUUUCUCUGUUGCUGCUUGCAGUAACUGCUGUUUACGGGCAGCAGGACUUUUACUGCAAUGGUGGUACAAGUGCUAACCCUUCAAUCCGCUGCAAAUCAGGACAAUAUGUCUAUUGCUGUGUUACUAUUGGGGAAGUUAAUUAUAGACCGGAUCUUAAACAGGGAUUUCCUAUACAUCGCACAUGCGGAACAAACGAAGGUAGAUGCUCCGUAAAGAACAAUGCUGGAAACGAUUUGUAUGGAACCCCUAGUUGUUGUUAA
Messenger RNA from Ascochyta rabiei, 276 nucleotides. RefSeq lists its product as uncharacterized. The record is from RefSeq and is a predicted model, not a curated record. Lineage: Eukaryota; Fungi; Ascomycota; Dothideomycetes; Pleosporales; Didymellaceae. Bases 1 to 276 code for a protein of 91 amino acids. The transcript is spliced from 5 exons.